This is a messenger RNA of Leptonychotes weddellii (Weddell seal), 3785 nucleotides long. NCBI's taxonomy places the organism in Eukaryota, Metazoa, Chordata, Mammalia, Carnivora, Phocidae. The record is from RefSeq and is a predicted model, not a curated record.
CGGAAGCCAGGCAGCGCCGUCGCUUACCGCUUUUCCGGACGCGCGGGAGUCUUGCUUUUGUAGGCUUCGCUUAGGCAGCUGUACCGUAGUACUGUUAAAGGCUCCGUUUCCCUGAGACUUUACGGCCAUUUGAGGCGAUAUGGCUGCGGGCGAGAGAGGAACAGGUGGUGGCAAUGGAGGGGCCACCGCUACCUCAGGCUGCCCGUAGGGAGGGAGCCUGAAGGCCCUCUGAGUCGUUUGGGCCUGUGCUUACUUCCUUUGCAGUGAUACUGCCUAACGGCGAAGAUGAGCUCGGUCUGGGUCACCUCUUUCGAGAAGGAGCAUCUCUGGAUGUAUCUGCAGGCGCUCGGUUUCGAGCCAGGCCCGGCCACCACUGCCUGCGGAAAGAUCGUGUCGCACACGCACCUCGGAGUGAACAUGUUUGACAAGUUGAACCGUGAUGCCUUUCAAAUCGUUUCUUAUUUUUUGUUUCAAACACUGGACCAGUCUCUCACUAAAGAAAUUUUCAAGCUUUGUUGGCCUCCAUUUGACCAAAAGAGUGACAGUGAAUUCCGGAAACAUUGCUAUGAAUGGUUAAAAAAGAUUUCUGUGGAAUGUGGAAGUAGCUUUCCUCAAGUUGUUGGGUCCCUAUUUCUUUCUCCUGGUGGUCCUAAGUUUAUUCAUCUGAUGUAUCAUUUUGCAAGAUUUGUUGCAAUAAAAUAUAUAAAAACCCAUUCUAAAAAUUCUUGUAUACGUUCUACCGAGACAUUUAAUGUAAAGCCACAAGAUAUGCACAAAUGCAUUGCCAGAUGCCAUGUAGCACGUAAUAGAUUUUUACAUGUUUUGCAAAGAGAAGAUUGUGUUACCCGAAAGUAUCAGGAAAAUGCACAACUGUCAGUUAAACAAGUACGAAAUUUGAGAUCAGAAUGUAUGGAGCAGCAAAACCAAAUAAAAAAAAUGGAACCCUAUGAUGACCAAAGUAAUAUACAAGAGAAAAUCCAAAAGGUUCGGUCUUUGUGGGCUUCAGUGAACGAAACACUCAUGUAUUUGGAAAAAGAAAGAGAAGUUGUUAAUGCAGUCCUUAAUCUUGUUAACCAACAUACUUUAGAUGGAACUAAUGUUGCUAUCAAUAUUCCAAGGCUCUUACUUGACAAAAUUGAGAAACAAAUGUGUCAGUGCUACAUCAUACAUUGUAAAAUAAAAGAAGAUCUCACCAGUAUGAAACACUCUGUGGUUGAAAAACAAGGAGAAUGGCAUAAAAAGUGGAAAGAAUUUCUUGGUCUGUCUCCUUUCAAUCUAAUUAAAGGUUGGACUCCAGCUGUGGAUCUUUUACCACCAAUGUCUCCUCUGUCAUUUGAUCCUGCCUCAGAAGAAGUAUAUGCAAGGAGUAUUCUUUUGCAGUAUCCUGCUUCACUUCCAGAUACACCAAAGCAACAAAACCAAGAAAAUGAUUGCAGGAGAGCUAGUGAUAUAUCGGGAGCUGUAUAUGAUCUAGGCAACAGACCUGCUUCUUUCCUGUCACAGCCAGUUUCAUCAUCAGAUAGAAACAGUGUUAGAUUACUUGAAAAGGACAUGAAGAUAAGAACUCCUAGAGAAGGAAAUGAAACACCUUCUAAGAAGACAUCAAAAUUUGAAACUAAAGACUGUCUAUCAUCAGAUACUGCAAGGAGUACAGAGAAUACUGCAUUUACAGGGUCUCUGCCAGCUAAAAAUAGGGAUCCACUCCAAAAAGAGCAAGAUCAUCUGGUAGAAGAGGUUGCCAGGGCGGUUUUAUCUGAUUCACCACAGCCCUCUAAAGGAAAAGAAGUAAAAUUAGAGGAACUGUUUGAUUCUCUAGUGUCUAACCCAUUCUUAACAAGGAACCAAAUUCCCCGAACGCCAGAAAACUUGAUAAGUGAAAUUAGGAGCUCAUGGAGAAAAGCUGUCGAAAUGGAAGAUAACAGAAGUACAGAACCAAUUCAGGUGGAUACUGAACAUAGAGAAGAAUUGCCAGAAUCCUUACCUGUGUUGCAUAGCCCAAGAGAAAUUAGCAGGACCAGCUUUCUCUCAGCAAGCACUGUAUCCAAUUCUAGCCAUUCCCAUUUGCCUGAAGAGAAAGUUGUUUCAGAAUGCCUCAAGUGUGUGCCUCAGAAGCAUGUGGUGACCAGUCACAUAGGUGGACCAUCGACACAAAAUCAGUCAGAUUUGUUAAGUGAGAAAAUAAUGUGCAAGCAAGGUUUGGAGUGUGCAGAAUUACAGAACAAGCUUUUAGACACUAGCCAAACAGAGACAGUCUCCCCUACUGUAGGGACUAGGAGACUUGUAAUGGGUAGCAGUGAAGAAGAGUCUUCUCUUGACCACUUGCAAGCUUCUUACAAGGAACCUUUCAUGCAUAAAAGUAUGUUAUGGGACUCUUUUCAAGUAUCAGGUGGAACUAGUUCCAGGAGUUUAAAGGAUAUUGAUUUUGGCAUAUUACAUGAAACUCUUCCAGAAGAAGUUGGUAACUUAAGUCUUAAUAGCUCCAGUAGUACAGAAGCCAAUUUUAAACUGGAGCCAAAUAGUCCUAUGCACAGUGGCAUUUUUCCAGAAGAUGUUGUGGGAGAAAGACCAACUACUCCAGAAUCGGACUGUAAUUUACAGGCUAUUUGUCGUAGAUACGAGGCUCUGAAAAAAUCUCUAUCCAAGAAAAGGGAAGAAAGUGACCUUUCUAAUCCUGAAGCACUUGAAGGACACAAACCAGAAUUGAGCCCUAUUCCCACAAACAUGCAAACAGAUGAUAUGCUUGACUUUUUGGGUACUCAUGAUUUGCAUGUUGACUAUACAAAACCAUCUUUACGCAUGUCCCUUGGUGAAAGGAAACGGUCACUUUCGCCACUAAUUAAGUUUUCUCCAGUGGAACAAAGAUCGAAAACCACAAUACCAUGUAGUCUUGGAGAACUUCUACCUAAUUUAAAAGAAGAAGAAAUCUUGAAUAAGAGCCUUGAUGCAAAUGAAUUUCCAUCAGACUUGAAGAGAUGAAGCAGAAGCCCAGUUAAUUUAACUCUGAUGUACUUAAAUUUCAAGCAGUGUCACAGGAUAAAAACGGAUUUAUAAUUUAAAUACACGUUGGAAGUAUAACUCUUUUUCUAGGUCUAAAAAAUCCUAAAUAAUGCCUUUUACCAAACUUUAGUUUUUAGGUAAAGAGAGUAUGUUUGGAUUUUUCUCCUUGUAUGGAUCUGGGUUAAAAAAUGUGAAGUAUUUGGGAAGCAGACAUCAAGUUUUGUGAAGCCAUUUUGAUUCCUUGAAUAAUUUGUAAGCAUUAAUAGCAAAGUAUUAGUUUAUUAUAAUUUCAGUUGAUUAACAAACAUGAGUGGUUUUUGAUAUACUUUUAUUAACUGGUUAACAUAAUAACCAUUGAAUACUGAUCUUUCAUUUUAGGGAAAUACAUAACUUUUAUUGUUUCUUUAUGGAACACUAUAGUACUAACCAAAAAAAGUGAGAAAAGUAGUACCUUGGGAUGUGUAGUCAAGGUGAAAAAAGUUCAAGUUUGGGAAAGCUCUAAACAGGCUUAAUGAUUAUUUAAGUAGUAUGUUGGUCCUGGAAAAUGUUUGAUGGAAUAAAGUGUAUGUGAUGAUAAGUGAAGACUGGGGCAGAGUGAAUUUAGAAAAAAGGAAAAAGAUGGAAGAUGACUAGACACUUUUAAGGAACACUGUCAAACUAUAAAUCCAUUCAGUGGGUUGUACAGCAGAUUUAUAUUUAGUCUAAUUUAGACUUUGAGAAUUUAAUUUAACCCUAGUUUUAUAUUUUAACAGAAAAAAAUGUAAAUUAAACAUUUAUUAGUUUCUGUU